Molecule: messenger RNA, 2417 nt
Organism: Trichobilharzia regenti
Lineage: Eukaryota; Metazoa; Platyhelminthes; Trematoda; Strigeidida; Schistosomatidae
Source: the annotation of a GenBank genome assembly
UCACACUGUUAAUAUCUUAAUUGCACAACAGCUUCAUAACAAUCUGAAAAGAGAUUCAAAGAAACAGAUACAUACAGUGAUGAAAACAAUAUCUAUCCUGUUGACAACUCACCUAUUUCUUAGCAUUACACUUGCAGCAUCCAUUGAUGGACAGUCAGUUAAUGGUGGAAUGUACACAUAUAAUAAUUCAGUCAGUCUACCAAUACCUUUAUCUAUAGAAAAUAAUUCAAGUCAAAAUAAUAUGAAUAACAUACCGAAUAAAAAAGACGUGGAGAGUAUAGCAGCAUCAAAGCCAAGCAGUGAUGAUGAUGAUGAUGCAGUCAGUCAAUUUCAAAUGCCUUUUUUGAUACUUGAUAAGUCAUUGGAACAAUUACAGCAUACUAUACAACGAGAAAUUUCACAUAACCAACCAUCUCAAAUAGAAACUUCAGAAAUGGAAGGUAAGAGUAAUAAGAAUUUAGAUGAACAUAACAAUUCAACACAACACCAAUUUAUAUUACAAAUACAAGGACCAAACCAAAAACAACUUGCAGUUCAAACACAACAUGCAAGUAAUCAAAAUAUAAAACCAAAGCGUGUACAAACACAAAUACAAUAUGCUCAGCAGAUAUAUCAACCAAUAAGUGGAACUAAUGAAAGCAAAGAGUCGUCAAAUAUAUAUCAAGAGCAACUUCAAAAACCAAUCAGCACAUCAGAAACACACCAAAAAAUCGAAAAUGAAAAAAAUGAAAUCCACAAAAAUGAACAAACCCAAAGAAACAUUGAAAACAAGACGAUAAAGACAGUUGGACAUCAACUAUCUCACAACUCACAACAACCGGGACCACUUCCCAUGAUUCCAGUUCUCGGUCCCGAUGUAGACGGGAUGAAUCCACCUCCUCACCAGAUGAACGCAUCGCCAGUCGGACAACCACCAUCUCACAACUCACAACAGCCGGGACCACUUCCCAUGAUUCCAGUUCUCGGUCCCGAUGUAGACGGGAUGAAUCCACCUCCUCACCAGAUGAACGCAUCGCCAGUCGGACAACCACCAUCUCACAACUCACAACAACCGGGACCACUUCCCAUGAUUCCAGUUCUCGGUCCCGAUGUAGACGGGAUGAAUCCACCUCCUCACCAGAUGAACGCAUCGCCAGUCGGACAACCACCAUCUCACAACUCACAACAACCGGGACCACUUCCCAUGAUUCCAGUUCUCGGUCCCGAUGUAGACGGGAUGAAUCCACCUCCUCACCAGAUGAACGCAUCGCCAGUCGGACAACCACCAUCUCACAACUCUCAACAACCGGGACCACUUCCCAUGAUUCCAGUUCUCGGUCCCGAUGUAGACGGGAUGAAUCCACCUCCUCACCAGAUGAACGCAUCGCCAGUCGGACAACCACCAUCUCACAACUCACAACAACCGGGACCCUUUCCCAUGAUUCCAGUUCUCGGUCCCGAUGUAGACGGGAUGAAUCCACCUCCUCACCAGAUGAACGCAUCGCCAGUCGGACAACCACCAUCUCACAACUCACAACAACCGGGACCACUUCCCAUGAUUCCAGUUCUCGGUCCCGAUGUAGACGGGAUGAAUCCACCUCCUCACCAGAUGAACGCAUCACCAGUCGGACAACCACCAUCUCACAACUCACAACAACCGGGACCACUUCCCAUGAUUCCAGUUCUCGGUCCCGAUGUAGACGGGAUGAAUCCACCUCCUCACCAGAUGAACGCAUCGCCAGUCGGACAACCACCAUCUCACAACUCACAACAACCGGGACCACUUCCCAUGAUUCCAGUUCUCGGUCCCGAUGUAGACGGGAUGAAUCCACCUCCUCACCAGAUGAACGCAUCGCCAGUCGGAGAAACACCAUCUCACAACUCACAACGAUCAGCAGUCUGCAAUUUUACUGAUAUGAUUAAUGCUUCUAUUCUGAACGACACAUUUUCUUUGGUUUCUCUCUUCGGAAACAUUUCACAUUCUUCGAAAUCUGCCAUUUACCUACUUGUAUUUAGUCUAAUUCGUAAUAAUCGCAAUUUUUCUGGUUUAAUGCCAACUGUUGGUGUGAGGCCUUCUUCUGUUUCCUCUUUGAAUAUUUCUUCCAGCCAAGUUCCGAAUCCUUUUAGUUUCAUUCGUGAUAUUUUUUCAGUCUUUGCAAACUUUUUCCCGCAUAAUGAAAUUAAUGAUGGUUUAGUUAAUUCUUUCAGUAGUAUGGGAGACGAUAAAUGUUCUACUGAAGAAUGUCAUCAGUUGCGAGAUCAUUUGACUUCUUCAUUUCAAUGGAAUAAAGCAUUUAUAGUGGAUCUUUAUAAAUCAUGUAAGAAUUCUAAAUUACUAACAGAAAGAAAUUCUUAUUUUGUCAAAUUGUUCAGAAGUUUCUGUGACAACUACUUUUCAUUCUGAUUACAAUAAGACACAUAUAAAUUUUAAUUUUAAU